Molecule: messenger RNA, 1272 nt
Organism: Neopsephotus bourkii (Bourke's parrot)
Lineage: Eukaryota; Metazoa; Chordata; Aves; Psittaciformes; Psittacidae
Product: apoptosis inhibitor 5-like
Biological process (GO): negative regulation of apoptotic process
Cellular component (GO): nucleus
Molecular function (GO): RNA binding
Source: RefSeq, a predicted model, not a curated record
AUGAAGGAUUCGGCUCAAAGCCAGCGCUACAACACGCCCUCAGCAAGGCACGGAUAUCAUGUAGCUAAGGCUCGGUACUGUGCUGUGCGUGUGAGCAGACUCCGCUCCACCGCACACCGGCUUCUUCCCCGGCAGCAGACCCUGCGCUUGCCGUCGGCAACGGCCCUGCGGAGCCGGAGUGAAUCUGCGGGGGCACAGCGACACCUCCUGGCACGGCGAUUAAUGUCCCAGUCCAGUUCAGAAUCUGGCAACAUGGAGACCUAUCAGGAAGGUCAUAAAGUUGCAUACCAGGCGAUCUCAGAUGGUGUGAAAGAAGGUGCCAAGGAGAAGACACUUGCAGCCCAGUUUACUCCCAAGUUCAAGAAUUUUCUUGAGCCAGCUGACGUGGCUGUCAAUGCCCAGUCAGACCUUCGUGAGGAUGAAAAUCAAUCUUUCUGUUUUCCUGCUCUUACCUUUGCAUUUCAAAGGUAUGCACAUCAGGGUUUUUUUCUCUCUUCAAAUGAUUCUGCUGAAUUCAGUUUUGUGAACAAUACUCUGAUGAGGGUGUUUAAAAUGGACGCUAAAGAUACAUUGGGAAGACUAUUCAGUCAAAUUCUUUGGGGAGAGGUUAUUGCUGAGCAAGCCAUAAGGUUCCUCUCCACAAAACAGAAGACCCUGCCUGAGGAGGUAAUGACAAAGGAAGUAGAAGAAUUCAUUUUGAGUAAAUCAAAGAAGGCGCGUGAAGAUGCGAUGGUUGAGGAAUUUGUUCUCUUUAUGAAAAUAUUGUCUGGAUUAAAAAGCUUACAUAAAAUAAGUGGGAGGCUGGAGCUGAUAGCUGAACAAGCUGGCCUGGGGCAAAUGUUCAAUCCAUCUGAUCCAGAUUUUGUGGACAGACUUCUACAGUGUACUCAGCAGGCAGUGCCACUCUUCUCGAAAAAUGUUCAUUCCACAAAAUUUGUUAAUUACUUCUGUGAGCAGCUUCUGCCAAACCUCAGCUCUUUGACUACUCCAAUAGAGGGUCUUGAUAUCCAGUUAGAGCUAAUUUUGAAGCUUCUUGCUGAAAUGAUCAUGGAAAAGCUUGAAUCAAAUUUGAAGAAACUGUUGGAUAAAUUAGUGGUUCCAGUAUAUUGCUCGAAGGUUUCAGGUCUAUAUUUGACAGCUUUGUCUAGCACUGCAAGGCAAAACAGCAGGAAAACUCCUCUCUUCCUCUCCUUGAAGGCAGAGGAGAACAAGAUCGAAGUGGCUGCAUCAAAAAUAACUGAUAACACUAAUGUUCUAAUCAAGUCCUUGUAA